AAUUCGAGCCACUUGAGUUGUUGAAGUUCACGAAGCCAUCAAUCAAGCACGCUCUUCAGUAUGAAUCCAUUCAGGGGCACGCGAUGGCCAUCCUCCGGAACAUUGUAGGAAACAAAAAGGUGCUGGUGGCAUGCCUGCUGGGAGCGGUGAUCACCGUUUGCGCCAUCACGAUCCCGGUUGUAAUUGUCACAUCGUACGACGAUGUAAAAGAAGAUGCGCAGGCGUUUGCCGGUCGGGAUGUCCUGGACGAGGUUCCGCUGAUCGAUGGCCACAACGACCUCCCGUUCAACAUCUACAAGGUGGAGCGCAACCUGCUGGCCAACUUCGACCUCGACUCUAACCUGAAGCAACACCCGGUGUGGGGUAAAACCGAAUCCAGCCACACCGACCUGCCCCGACUUCGGCAGGGUAAGUUGGGCGCGCAGUUCUGGGUGGCGUACAUCCGCUGUGCCGACACGCAGUACAAGGACGCCGUAGCGCGAACCAUGGAGCAGAUCGACGUCGCCAAGCGGGUGAUCGCCAAGUACCCGGACGAUCUGAAGUUUGUGACGAGCGCGGACGGGAUCGAGGAGGCGUUCCGCGAGAAGAAGAUCGGGUCGCUGUUGGUGGUCGAGGGAGGUCACUCGAUCGACUCGCGGUUGGCGGUUCUGAGGUUGUUCUACGAACUUGGGGUUCGCUACAUGACGUUGACGCACUCGUGUAACACGCCUUGGGCGGACGCCUCGCCGAUCGAUGACGAGAUCGAGCCACAGCUGAACAACCUGUCUGACUGGGGUCGCAACGUGAUCUGGGAGAUGAAUAGGUUAGGGAUGAUGAUUGACAUUUCGCACGUGAGCUACGGAGUCAUGCGGGACGCCAUUAGGUAUAGCAAGGCUCCGGUGAUCUUCAGUCACUCCUCGUCGCAUAAGGUGUUCCAGCAUCACCGGAACGUGCAGGACGAUGUUUUGAGGGAGUUGAUCGAGAACGGAGGGAUUGUGAUGGUCAACUUUUACCCACUAUUUGUGGGUGGAAAUACCAUCGACAACGUAGUUAAACACUUCAACCACAUCAAGUCGGUAACGGGGCCGGAUCACAUCGGGAUCGGGGGUGACUACGACGGUGUGGGCCAGACUCCGGAAGGUCUGGAGGACGUGUCCAAGUAUCCGGAUCUGUUUGACAUGCUGGCCGAAGGGAAGUUUAGGUCGGGUGAGACGUUUACUCCGUGGACGCGGGAGGAGUUGCGAAAGCUGGCUGGACUUAACCUGUUGAGGGUGUUCAAAGCGGUUGAGCGAGUUCGGGACGAAAUGGUGGAGGUUCCUCCGUACGAAGAUUUGAUACCUUUCGCCGAGUUUGAGAAGGCUGGAGUUGGGGAUCAACCGUGCAUGACGAACAUGAACGUUCACAAAGAAUAAAUAAUUUUAAAUUAUUU
Culex pipiens pallens (northern house mosquito) is the source of this 1408-nucleotide messenger RNA. RefSeq names its product dipeptidase 1-like. Gene Ontology annotation, biological process: proteolysis. Gene Ontology annotation, molecular function: metallodipeptidase activity. The coding region runs from base 84 to 1391 and encodes 435 amino acids. The record is from RefSeq and is a predicted model, not a curated record. NCBI's taxonomy places the organism in Eukaryota, Metazoa, Arthropoda, Insecta, Diptera, Culicidae. The transcript is spliced from 4 exons.